UACCACUAAUUGCACGUGGAAUCUCUGCAUUGCCGACUUAAAAAAGAAACUUAGGGAAAGGCCUCGGAGCAAGCGCAAAAAGCACUUGAGCUCCUAGCUUUCGCUUUCCUCUCCCUCCAGCUUUUUCUUUGGUUUGUGAUUUCCCUGGCAGGAACCACUGGCUGACACAAGUCAUAGGCUUCUUUUGCGGUUGUCGACCCGGCCGAACGGCUAGCGGUGCGUUGUGAAAAAAAAAAAAAAAAAUCCUGGCUACCCCGACGAUAUCAGUACCAACGAUGCUGUCCCACCCGCGCAGCAGUCUGCAGGACAGACACCGGCGUCAUCGACGGCAGAUUUCAACCCCGACGUUGCUCGAAGCCGGUAAGGUCCCGAACCUUCCUACGCCUGCACUGCAGCGAUUCCAGACACAUCGCCGUGGCCAAAGUCUAGAUCAACGUUCGCCGUGCGCCAAACAAUUCCAAGCCGCACGGAAUGGGGUCGAUUCGGCAACCCGAAUCGCUACUAACGGAACAGUGUACCACCAUCCUCAGAUGUUUCAAGAGUUGCAACAACAACAUCAACAGCAAGUCCCAGAUAGCCAAUUGCCCGUUCUGCAACAUUCGACACGAAUGGCUCUGAUCGCGGAAUCCCAGGCAUUUUCACAGGAGGAUUUGCAGGCUCUGGCCCACCGAAGUGACAAAAAUGCCUGUAUGAGUCCCCAUAUCGUCCAGGUUGGGAGCAACUUUUCGGAAGUUCAAUCUUUGAAACUAGCCCUGGAUCGCAUCCAACAACAACAAUUUUCUUGUGGGAACGUUGUAGACAGACAAUCUCUCGACAAUGGGUCCUGGAGCUACUAUCAACAAAACAACCUAGCUGCACUUCAACAGCAAGCAAGCGACAUUUCCAAAGUUCAGCAACCGCGUACGCCUGCUCUCCAGACGAAUGACCGUAAGAUAUUCGAUAAGUGUAACUCCCCCAAGUUAGGUCAGUGGCUGAUGAAUUCAGACUACCGCCCAAUUACCCCUGCCACGACUCCGUUCAGACUGUCGGUUGAUCUUUCUCAAUGCAGCGAGGCCAUAAAGAGCCAGCCCGUUAAGGAUCAAUACCUAUCUAUCCCGGGCCAGACACACCCACUGUACAUGCAACGAGCCAAGUCCCUGGAAGGGGUAACGGGCACAACUUUUACCCAGCAGAGCAUAGAGAUACCUUCUCCCCCCAACACGGCUUCAUUUGAUAUUGAUACUUUUGAUAUUUUUGACUACCAGCAGGCAUCCAGCGUCGACAAUUCCGAACCCCAUAGUCAGAACAGUGCAUCGUCGUCAUCGACAGCGCCCACCUUUCCUUCCAUGUCGGAACCCUCCAAUACCCAGUCGGCGGAAGAAUCUAACAAGGCGCAAAAGCUCCCAAUCCUUCCUAUCUCGUCGCGUCGUGGGAGCUCCCAGAAGACUUCUAACACACCAUCCGGCACCAUGUCGCCUACAAAGCCAAAACUUUCACCCCGCGUGGCUUCCAUUGGCAGCCUGAAUUUGGAUUCCAGAGUCCAGGCCUCUAUCAAGGAAACGGGCAUUACAAUUGAUGAGAUCGCCUCCUUCAUUCAUGGACCGGACCCCGAAGAUGGUAAAUGGGUUUGCCUUCAUACGGGAUGUGGGAGGAGAUUUGGCAGGAAGGAAAACAUAAAAUCUCACGUCCAGACUCACCUAGGCGAUCGCCAGUACAAAUGCGAUCACUGCAAUAAAUGUUUUGUUCGUGGGCACGAUUUGAAGCGGCAUGCCAAAAUCCAUACCGGAGAUAAGCCAUAUGAAUGCCUCUGUGGAAACGUAUUUGCAAGGCAUGAUGCUUUGACCCGGCACAGGCAGCGAGGAAUGUGCAUUGGCGGAUACAAAGGGAUUGUUCGAAAGACAACGAAACGUGGCCGACCUAGGAAGCACAGACCGGAGAUGGGCGAGAGACAGAACAAGGCAGCUAAAACGCAUGAGAAGGUAGCCGCGAAGUCAUCGUCCGUCUCAGGGUCAGACACCUCUCGCAACUCUCCACCAUCCGAUACCUUCAAGGAUAUGCACAUCCGCGGUUCAAGCCCUCCACAACAGACUGCGCCAGUCUUUCAGAUGCCCGACUACUCUCUACCGCCAGCCGGCUUGGACAUUACGCCGCCGGCAUCGCCAGGCUAUAACACUGGAAGCGAACUGUCGUCCGACUGGAGCUACAGAUCUCUCUCGCCUACCACCGAAGAUGAGAAAGUGUCCCAGCCUCUAUCGGACAAGAUUCUUGCAGGAAGUGGACUUCCAUUUGGUACCGGGGUUCAUCCUAACAAUGAUACUACGAACUCCGAUGCUCUACUAUCUCCACGCAAUGCGCCUACGUUGACUGAUUCGUCUACGGUGUCCGACCUUGACAUCUUCAUCAGCCAAGACCCGACGACUCUAACCAAGGAUGGUUUACAAUAUUUCAAUGACCCUGACAUGGUUGAGUUCCCCAAUUACUCUGCGACGUCGACAUUCGGAGAGGGAAUUGAUCUCUUCCCUGGAAAGGGUAUCUCUACGAGCCUGAGCCUGAAUGAUGAUGAUUUCUUUUCCCUUCAAUUCCAUGCAGACGAACAACCAUCGGAUGUCUUUACGAGGGACUUUUCAUGGAUUGAUUGAAAGUGGUAUGCGCCAACACGACGAAAUGAUUAUGCACUGACGACUAAUGUGGGGGAAAGAAUUUGAUGACGAUUUGGAAUGCAGAUAUGGUGCAUGUUUUCUUUUUGUUUCCUUUGUUUUCUUUUCCCUUUGUUUUCCCCUUUCUUUUGUACGGACGACUUGACACGAAGCUAUGUACAAUUCAACGACAAAUGAUUUGGGGAGGAUGAUGAACGUUAUGCGAGUGAGGAACUGUACCAAAACCGUGAUGUGCUUUUUUAUAUGUAUUCCUUAUAUCUGACAGGUAUCUCUGCUGCACCAUCUUUCCUUAUCUCCUUCUAGGAGACCAUGUACCAAUGGAUAUGUUCUGGCGUGUGGACUUUCUUCUUAUUUUGACCUUUGAUUAUUCUGCAUUGGUGAAGGUGGUUGGCAAGUCGUUCAGCCCUACAUUAACGUAGGAGCGGUGGUGAUAGUGUUACUAGGUAGUUUAUCAAGAUGUCCUGAGAAUAAGAU
Molecule: messenger RNA, 3110 nt
Organism: Monascus purpureus
Lineage: Eukaryota; Fungi; Ascomycota; Eurotiomycetes; Eurotiales; Aspergillaceae
Source: the annotation of a GenBank genome assembly